AUGACGUCUACACGAUUAUCAAGGUACUACAAUUAUAUUACGUGUAGAUACUGUUGGACUACAAUUAUACUACUGUUGGAAGUUCUACUUACAAAGUCCAACAAUUAUACUGUUGGAUUACAAAUACUAGAAGAUGCUGUACGAAGUACAAUUACACAAGAGCAAGAACUAGUUAGACUACAACUAUACUGCACUACAAAAACAAUUGUGCUAUAAGUUAUUCCUUACUAGUACCCUAUAGUAUCUUUUACUUCUCUUCACUAUCCAUUUUUUUAUAAUCACCUUUAGGUACUCGUACUUGUGGUGUCCGUUUAGUCACUAUGACAACUAUGACUUUUAGGUACUUAUGGUAUCCGCGAGAGCCAGUUUCGAGAAGAGCCGGUCGGGCUCCGCGUUUCUGGACAAAAUGAUAUGGAUGGAGGACAGAGGAUCCCUACAAAAACGAACUAUAGAGAUUCAAUGCAAAAACGAACUAUAGAUGGAGGAUAGAGAUUCAAUAAAAAAGCGCACUCAGCCGCUUCUACUCGGGUUGAAGCUCUUCAGUAGCCGCCGAUGUCCGCCUACGCUCACCAAACCUCUAACCUAAUCUAUAUAUAACCUAAUCUUUCUACUCGAGUUGAAAAUCCUCGUUAUCAUAACCUUAAAACACACAUCUUCGAAGUAGACCUCUUUUUAGUAUCCAAGAGCAGCAUCUAGAUAAGUAGCAACUCUCUAAAAAAGCGAAUCAUUUCGAUGGAUUACUUGUUGGCUCAACUUGCGAGCGGCAACGUGGACGAGCUCCGAAAGGUACUGAUGUCAACAUGUGAAAGUACUUACGUGAAGACCUAAAGGUACGGAUGUCAAGAUGUUAAGGUACUUAUGUCAAGAUGUGAAAGUACUUAUGUGAAGACCUAAAGGUACGGAUGUCAAGAUGUUGAGGUUCUUAUUCUUAACGCACUUAUGUGCACGACAUCUUAUUCUUGAGGUACUUAUGUGAAGGUCUGAAGAUAGUUAUUUGGAGAACUUAAGGCACUUAUGUGAAGAGCUUAAGGCACUUUCUUGUAAGUGAAGAUCUUCCGGCACUUCUGUGGUCUUAACCCUUAUAGUGUUCUGAGUGUCUUGACUUCGGUCACGCUCACUGCCAACUUCGUCUCCUAGCAACUUCGUCAAUCAAUCACAUUGUUCAAAGACACGACUGAGACUAUUCGAAUGGAGACUCACAUUGUUCAGACAAACACUAACACUCUUUAGCUCACGGUUGAACCACAAUCCACGCUGACACCAGUCAUCCACACUGACACCAGUCAUCCACACUGACACUAGUCAUACACACUGACACUAGUCAUCCACACUGACACGUUUCGACUGACCUAUAUGGUCUGAAUCACACUCCAGAUUUUUGCGGCGUUGAUGAAUUACUUGCUGGCCUACUUUUCCAACGAAGCGCAAGCUGACACGCAAGCUACGUCCGCUCUGCAGAUUCGGCUUAAGGCACUACACGUGUAAGUAGUCUCCCACGUAGGAGUUGGUCCAUUUCAGAGUACUUCCGNUCCGAAAGGUACUGAUGUCAACAUGUGAAAGUACUUACGUGAAGACCUAAAGGUACGGAUGUCAAGAUGUUAAGGUACUUAUGUCAAGAUGUGAAAGUACUUAUGUGAAGACCUAAAGGUACGGAUGUCAAGAUGUUGAGGUUCUUAUUCUUAACGCACUUAUGUGCACGACAUCUUAUUCUUGAGGUACUUAUGUGAAGGUCUGAAGAUAGUUAUUUGGAGAACUUAAGGCACUUAUGUGAAGAGCUUAAGGCACUUUCUUGUAAGUGAAGAUCUUCCGGCACUUCUGUGGUCUUAACCCUUAUAGUGUUCUGAGUGUCUUGACUUCGGUCACGCUCACUGCCAACUUCGUCUCCUAGCAACUUCGUCAAUCAAUCACAUUGUUCAAAGACACGACUGAGACUAUUCGAAUGGAGACUCACAUUGUUCAGACAAACACUAACACUCUUUAGCUCACGGUUGAACCACAAUCCACGCUGACACCAGUCAUCCACACUGACACCAGUCAUCCACACUGACACUAGUCAUACACACUGACACUAGUCAUCCACACUGACACGUUUCGACUGACCUAUAUGGUCUGAAUCACACUCCAGAUUUUUGCGGCGUUGAUGAAUUACUUGCUGGCCUACUUUUCCAACGAAGCGCAAGCUGACACGCAAGCUACGUCCGCUCUGCAGAUUCGGCUUAAGGCACUACACGUGUAAGUAGUCUCCCACGUAGGAGUUGGUCCAUUUCAGAGUACUUCCGAAGGAGAAGAACUAGAUGCGCGACAAUUGAGGUUACCUCUUGCCAGAGGCUACUAGCAUAGAGGGAGUUGAAGGUACUUACUAGGAAGUAGUCGCUGUGAGCGUCCACCUAUCCGUAACAUUCGUAACUAAUAACUCUAAUCUAAGGUAGUUAUCAUUUAGCUAUUAUCAUGAGCUAAUGACUAAUAACUUAAUGACCUAGCCGCGAUGCAGUGGACCCUCAACCUUAAGCUCAACCUUAACCUAAUGACCUAGCUACAACUAGCAAUGAUUGACGACAGAAGAAGCAGCGACCGCUCUAAACCUGGAACCGGAGAGAAGGUCAACAUUGCGACGCACGUAACAGUCAGCAAGGGUGUCCCGACUGUGGUGGGAAAAGUGACUUAUGAACGUACUGGAGCAGCCCUAUCUUACAUCACGAGUAGUGAAGAUCCUUGUCUUCUCUACCCUGGUAAUGUACAGCAAAUACGCAAUGAAUCCUGGUUUUUUUUACCUUGUGAGAUUGAUUAAGUGAGUCCUGGUUUUUUUACCUUGUGAGAUUAGUUAAGUGAGUCCUGGUUUUUUUUACCUUGUGAGAUCGAGUGAGUCCUUGUUUCUAAUUUUCUAUGGAGCGAUCGCUAUCGCAAGCCCUUGCGGAAUUCACGGGCAACUCGAAAAGUUACGCUGAACAAUCAGAAAUCUCCAUUUGACACUUAUCCAACGAUGCAUGACAAACCACCAAUUAUAAACUAGUAAAUUACUUGUACUAGGUUCUUACUCCUUGCUACUAGGUUCUUCUUGUUAGGACACUUCUGCUCCUUGCUCUAGGUUCUUACGUCAAAGAAGUAGACCCACCUAGGGAGAUAGGAUGGCCCUUCCAUAGUUUCUUUGGAGAUAGGGUGCCCCUUUCAUUAUAGUAUCCAUAGUGGGGAUAAGGUGGCCCGUUCAUUAUACAUAGUAACUAUGUAAUAAUGUCUCUGAGGCGGGUAGGUUGAACUGCGAAAUCUAAGAAGCGCCCUUUCUCGGUUGGCUAAUCCAGUGGUCGAAAGCAGUCUGUCGCUAUAAUAAGCAUGUACUUACUAACAAAACAUUGUGUUUGUAAUUAGGGAAGUGGGGACUUUUCAUCAUGACAUUCUAAUGGGUACACUCAUUCACUCAAGCAAAAAUGAGAUUUUUGGAAAACUUGCAUGAACAGCAGCAAGAUGAUAUCUGACAGACCUCAGUCACGUGAAGUACACCCUUUCUAACGCUGAUGAAAAGUUAGAGACUGACGUGCACAACAAAUCAUGUCUGGUCAUCUUGCAUCUAUUCAAAAGGAGUUGCAUCUGGUGGCUAUCAUCUUAGUGACAGACUCCAUAUUUCUUUACAUCAUAUAUAUCAGGCCGACCAGGAUGCAGAUUUACACGAUGCGGUGCAGCAGCAGAUUGACGAAUUUGUUCGAGAUGCAAAGUUUGAAAAUUAUGCCACAUUUAAUCCGUUCUCUUUGUUAGAAAGUCUUCUGUCCUUUGCAUAUUUUUUAUAGGAUACAGUACUCGACUGAUUCUCCUAGCGUCCCAUGAUAUUCACAGUCCCUAUGCUCCCAUGAUGUUCGCAAUUCCCGUAUCCCAUCCUGAGAGUUCCUUUUUCCUUUGUAUACGGACAAUUCCGGUAUCUUCCUGGCUAUGCUCACAAUUUCUAAGAGAUGACGAAGAAGGCUUUCAAGGACUUCGUUGACAACGAGCAAUCCUGGUCUGCGCUGAGACAGAUGUGGUUUGUUUUAAGGCUACUUCAGGGUUGCGUGGACUUCACGACUAGGUGGGUUCAUCAAUAAGCGAAUGUACCUAAAGUUUAGUUGUAGUUUAGUUACAAGCUAAUGAUAUGACAACACUCCGUUGUCAGAGAAGUGGAAUUAGAGAAACCAUGGAAUUCGUAAACGAGCUGCUCUCAAUACUAAGAUUUUGUUCCUUUUAAGUGGAUCCAUUCCUAUCCAUUCCUGUUCUAUUCUAUCCUAAAGAUGCGCUAAUUCACCACGGUGGCAGAGAUCUGUUUUGCAGGCACUUGACGAGGAAUGGUGGUGGAGGAGCUUCAGGUCCGCCAAUGCUGAGCGCCAGCUCGUCCUUUUACGACGAAUUUGUCACUAUUUACUGGUUUCAUGACAUGAAGACAUGAGGAACCAUGUAACUUUUGGAAGUGUAUUUUCGACAAGAUUAAGCAUCUAUUACUGGUGCAUCUUCUAGAAACAGACAGUGUACUAGGCGUGACUACUCCUACAAACUGCUACGACUACUGCUAUGCUUUUUAGUACCGAUGCAAAUUUUUUGAAAUUGAGCCAGGACCUUAUGAAUGCAUGUUGUGUUUUCUAGCUACUUCAAGAACAGGGUUAGUAGUUGUGGUUCUGCCUUAGUAGUGGUUCUACCUGUAUGCCAGUAGGUUCAUUGGUACUAUCACCCUCACCUGUCUAAGCCUUCGUCUCUCUCGGUGGGUCGAUGCUGACGGC
Amoebophrya sp. A25 is the source of this 4733-nucleotide messenger RNA. NCBI's taxonomy places the organism in Eukaryota, Dinophyceae, Syndiniales, Amoebophryaceae. The record is from the annotation of a GenBank genome assembly.